AUGGCACGGAGGUCAAUCACCGUCGUCAUAUAUACCCUGACUCUGGUAUCCGUUACUGCCUUUCUAUUGUUCUGCUUCGUUCUUCAAAGUCCAGUCCGAAGUGUCCGGUGGCUUCCAGCGGUUGGGCAUCAUGGAUCUGUCCAGGAGGGCGACUUCUUACUGGGGGUUGGAAAAGCAGAUAUCACAGGGCCCGUCGUUGAGAUCAACCUUAUGGGUUAUGCAGACACAGAUCAGUCAGGAACUGGUCUGCGGCAACGUCUGUAUUGCCGCGCAUUCAUAGUCGGAAGUCUCUCGGACCCCUCCUCGAGAAUCGUCUAUUUAGUCCUCGACACCCAGUCCGGUGAUACUGCUGUUCGCCAUGGCAUCCUGGAAGGACUCAAAAAGUUAGGACCAGCGUACAAGAUGUACAACAAGAACACAAUAGCUGUGACCGGUACACACAGUCACAGUGGGCCUGGAGCAUGGUUGAACUACCUUCUGCCGCAAAUCACGAGCAAAGGGUUCAGCAGGGAAAGUUACGAGGCUAUUGUCAACGGCUCUGUGCUCGCCAUAAAACGGGCACAUGCCAGUCUUGUUCCAGGUCAUCUGAGACUGGGUCAACAAAAGAUAACGAAUGCUAAUGUUAAUCGAAGUCCUUAUGCAUACCUACAGAAUCCUCUGCAGGAGCGAGAACGGUAUGCAGAAGAUGUUGACAAGGAAAUGACUCUUUUGGAGUUUGGCAGGGCGUCUGACGGUCAUCCUCUAGGUGCUCUGUCUUGGUUUCCAGUCCAUGGCACAUCACUCUACCAGAACAACACCCUGGUUACUGGAGAUAACAAAGGAGUGGCAGCGUACUUGCUGGAAGAGUAUAUGAGAGAAAAGAACCCAGAUUUCACGGCCGGGUUUUCGCAGGCAAAUGUCGGCGACACUUCACCCAACACUCUCGGGGCGUUUUGUGAAGAUACUGGCCUUCGAUGUUCUUUCAACGACAGUACCUGCGGCGGCCGAACUCAGCCUUGCCACGGCCGCGGACCAAUGUUCAGAUUUCUGGACCAAGGGACGAAGUCCUGCUUCGAUAUCGGCAGUCGCCAAAUGGCCGCAGCCAGAAACCUCCUAGAUAGCGACAGCCUAGAACGAAUACCAGCAUCAACCGUAUCCUUCUUCCACACGUAUGCCAACCUGUCAUCGUUCAAUUUCACCUCUCCCUUCAACCGGUCCCGACAACUCAGGACAUGUUCCGCCGCUCUGGGCUAUGGAUUCGCGGGUGGGACGACAGACGGGCCUGGAGCCUUUGACUUUUCGCAGGGUACAAAUGACACGGACGACUCUCCGUCUCUGAAGAACCCGCUCUGGAAGUUUGCACGUGGGUUUGUCCACGAACCGACGGAUGAGCAGAGAGCGUGUCAGAGACCCAAGCCUAUUCUGCUUGAUGUGGGAGCAGCUGACCAUCCGUAUGCGUGGACUCCCAACAUCGUCGACAUCCAACUCUUCCGAAUUGGCCCGCUCAUAAUCAUAGUGUCUCCUGGAGAAGCCACCACAAUGGCGGGAAGACGCUGGCGCGACUCUCUGGAAGCCGCGGCGCAGUCGGUUCUCCAUAUCGAGAAGCCCAUCGUCGUCCUCGGCGGGCCUGCCAAUACAUAUGCGCACUAUAUUGCGACCGAAGAAGAAUACGGCGUCCAGCGAUAUGAGGGGGCCAGCACGCUCUAUGGAGCACACACUUUGGCAGCCUACGUCAAUCUGACUCUCGACUACCUCCCGUAUCUGGGCUCGCCUGACGAGACUUCGGAUCUGGACAGGCUCCCGGCGGGCCCCAGCCCUCCCAUCAACGUCAAUUCUUCGUGGUCCUUCAUCACCCCGGUGGUGGUCGAUCACGCCGGUUUCCUACGCAGAUUCGGUCAGACACUUUCUUCCCCUGACCCGGCCACGUCGUAUAGACCUGGGACGACGGUCAAGGCCCGAUUUGUCGGCGCUAAUCCGCGCAACAACUUCCGUCUCGAGGGAACAUUUGCUGCUGUGGAGAGAUAUGACUCUUCAUCUGGCUCUUGGGUCCAAGUCCGAUCUGAUCGCGACUGGUUUCUCGUCUUUCGAUGGGAACGAACAAAUUCCGCGCUAGGAACAAGCGAGGUCAGUAUAGAGUGGGAAAUCGAGCCAGGCUCUGAGACAGGCAUGUACCGGCUGAAAUAUUAUGGCGACUUGAAGGGGUUGACAGGUCGGAUUACCCCUUUUGAGGGGACGAGCCGUGUCUUCAACGUCGCAGGCGACACGAACAAGACUGCAUUUUGGGAUGAGCUGGUUCGGCUGUAA
This is a messenger RNA of Capronia coronata CBS 617.96, 2283 nucleotides long. Its product is annotated as alkaline ceramidase. Gene Ontology annotation, cellular component: extracellular region. The transcript has 2 exons. The record is from RefSeq and is a predicted model, not a curated record. Gene Ontology annotation, biological process: sphingosine biosynthetic process; ceramide catabolic process; long-chain fatty acid biosynthetic process. Lineage: Eukaryota; Fungi; Ascomycota; Eurotiomycetes; Chaetothyriales; Herpotrichiellaceae. Gene Ontology annotation, molecular function: N-acylsphingosine amidohydrolase activity. The coding region runs from base 1 to 2283 and encodes 760 amino acids.